Messenger RNA from Lachancea sp. 'fantastica', 960 nucleotides. The record is from the annotation of a GenBank genome assembly. Lineage: Eukaryota; Fungi; Ascomycota; Saccharomycetes; Saccharomycetales; Saccharomycetaceae.
AUGAGCAUAUCUUCCAAGCAGACACCCGAAGAGCUUAAAGUCGAGGAUGUCGCGCUUUGGGGCGUUGAAGAAGUGCUUAUUUGGGUCGAGCAGGUAAUAGGCAGCUUGGGAAUCGAAAACGCUGAUGAUGACGAGGAAGAAGAAACCAAGAGUAAUCCUCUACUUGCAAAAGUGCAAGACAAUUUCAAAGAGAAUGAAAUCGAUGGUGCAUCUAUUUUGGAACUCGAUUUGGACGAUUGCAAGCAAUUGAUGGAGAAUGAUGCAAAGUGGGCAGUUCAAUUGAAACUUGAAAUAAAUAAACUCAAGUCUCAAAAAGGUACACAAGAAGACGAAAUUCUCGCAGUUUUGAGCCAGCUGUAUUCGACCGUCAGCGACAAACUACAGGACUUUCAAAACCAAUACUCUCGAUUGCGACUGGACGUGCUUGAAGUCGUGAAAAAAGAUCCAGUCUCGGUACCGCAGAGUCACCAAUUGACAUCUGGCUCUGUCCCUGCUUCCGCACACAGUCAUGCACCACAACAAGACUACUUUGAAGGCCACCGUGUGGUCACACCAUCGUCACCCAACAACCCCACAGGGCGUCAGCCUCUCAACAGGUCUACCUCAAGCACCGCGUCACAACAAAAUGCCACUACUCCUGCGGUCAGCACUCCGUACUCUCUUCCCACAUCACAACCGGGAAACGAGCCCCUCAAGCACAUGCGGGCUUCGAAAGAAGACUCUUGCGAAAGAAUAUUGAAAAGUGCUAUGAAACGCCAUGGACUUAGCGAGCAGGAUUGGCGACAGUACGUACUAGUCAUUUGCUAUGGUGAUCAGGAACGUAUUCUGGAGUUGGACGAAAAGCCUGUCCAGAUUUUCAAAAAUCUUAAACAACAAGGUCUUCACCCGGCGAUCAUGCUGCGGCAACGUGGAGAUUUUGAAGAAGUAAAUAAUGGCCUAACCCCCGGUGGGAGGUUGUAA